AUGCUCUCAGAGCACUUCAUCGCGUCGACGUCGACGUCGGCCAAGACCCCGGCCUCUGCGAGCCUCAGAGAUGUGGGAAUCUGCGUGCAUGAGCUGCAGCCCGCACCGGCCCUUCGUUCCACCUUCAAGAAAAGCGUUACGGCGCCCAAUUGUUUGGCCGUGAGUCCGUCGCAUGUGUUCGCCGCUCAGUCGGAGAAAGCUACGGUCCAUGUGUAUAGCAGGAAUAAGGGGAACCAGGAAGCGACCAUCCCGUUCCCUGAGCGCAUCCGCAGCAUUGCGAUUGCAGGAGGGAAGAAUGGAGAUGUGCUGGUUUUGGGGACGGAGGGCGGUCGUCUAAUAUUGUGGGAGACCUGCACGGGUCGACAGGUUGCGACGACCGCAUCGCAUUUGAGCCCGGUGACGGCUCUCGUGGUUGAUCCCACCUCCAACUUCAUCUUGUCCGGCUCUUCGGACGCAAGCAUUCAUGUCUGGUCCUUGGUCGACCUCCUCUCCUUCACAAAACCUCCAUCCGGUCGCGAUCGUCAACCCCCCAACUCGCCCAUCCGUACGUUCUCGAACCAUCGCGCGGGCAUCAGUGCUCUUGCAAUGGGUCACAGCACGGGUCGGUACAAUAUCGCUGUUUCAGCGUCGCAGGACAAUACGGCCAUUGCUUGGGAUUAUCAUAACGGACGUGUGCUGCGGACUUUCCUCUUGCCGGCCAGUGCGGUCAGCCUAACUCUGGAUCCGGUGGACCGGGCAUUCUACGCGGGCUACGAGGAUGGUAGCAUCCAGUCAGUGGAUUUCUAUAAGAGUCAGUCCGUGCAGCACCCGCUUCACGAUCCGUCUUUACAGUCGACUCCCGCGCAACCAUCCGCUGGAGAUCGGUGGGCCCCGCCUUCGCCCGAGUGUGGCCCGGCCCAUGCACUGUCGCUCUCGCACGACGGGGCCGUGCUACUCUCCGGCCAUAAAAACGGCAAAGUCCUUUCAUGGAGCGUGGGGCGAAGAAAGUAUGCCUCGUCGGUGGCAGACUUCACCCACCCCGUUACGAACCUGUUCGUGCUGCCCCCGAUUGGACUUUCUCUGCCCGCUCUCGACUUGAAGCGGGUGGCGCAUACGAUCGUCAAACCGCGAUAUGACAGCACGCUCUCCGAGAACUCGCACACUGCUGGUACCGUCCCCGCCGAAUACACAUUUAACACCCAUCUCCUGCCCUCGAUAUCCUCUCCCCCCGCCGCCACCAAGGCCCCGCACGCCACGCGGACCGACCACUUUGCCGAAUCAUUCACCCAAGCACUUUUCCCCGACUCUCUGCUAGACGAAGGUCUGGCCGAGCUAGCCGCAUUGAACCAGCCUGGAAUUAACGGGGCGCCGGCUCCGUCGUCCGCAUCGGUAGACACGUCGGCUCAAGACACACAGAUUGCCCUCCUCGAAGGCCAACUGUCAGCACUCCGCACGAAGGUUUCGGUCAGUGACACCGCACGACAGGCGUCCACCGACGAACUCACGAAACUGCGAUCGGAUCUGGCCGGCCUCCACGAUUACAUCGACACGCUCCACCAGAAACAGGAGCAAGCGCAGAAGGAGAAGGUGAGCCGCCUCGCUCGCAAGGAGGAGCGGGAGAAUCGUCGACGUAAGGCCUGGUUUGCGGCGGAGAAGAAGGGCAAGAAGGGGGACACGGCCAUGAGACAGAUGGAGGCCGAAGAGAUGGUCUUGACGAGUGACAGUGAUGACCAGAGUAGCGAUGAGUAAUCGCUGCACCAUCCCUGGUCGCUCGCGCUUAUAUAUUGAAUAUGUCUAUUGUCUAGAGUUGCAGGAAUGGCGUACGGUACAAAAGUUCGAUCUGAUUCGGGUUAUAUCCCGAUUUUGGCUGUUGAUCCUGGAUAGAGUUGUUACCAUCUAUGUACUGUACUGUAAAUAGGGAAUUUC
This is a messenger RNA of Aspergillus campestris IBT 28561, 1905 nucleotides long. RefSeq names its product putative ribosomal assembly complex component Ipi3. NCBI's taxonomy places the organism in Eukaryota, Fungi, Ascomycota, Eurotiomycetes, Eurotiales, Aspergillaceae. The record is from RefSeq and is a predicted model, not a curated record. Bases 1 to 1728 code for a protein of 575 amino acids. Gene Ontology annotation, molecular function: protein binding. Gene Ontology annotation, cellular component: nuclear pre-replicative complex. The transcript has 2 exons. Gene Ontology annotation, biological process: rRNA processing; DNA-templated DNA replication.